AUGGCCGUGCAACAAUACUACAAUAUGGUUGUGGAUAGCUUGGAAAUUGAUGACAAGUUAAAAGAAACAUUCACUGGCGUUGCUCGUCAAUCACUGUUUGCUGGUGCAGGAACGGCUGUUGGAGGAGCAAUUGGUGGAAAAAAUGGCGCUUUUCUUGGCGCUCUUCUCGGCGGAGUCAUCGGCUACUUUACCACUCCAGAUUAUAGUGGUUUGGUCACCUACUAUAAAAAUCUCCCCGAAGCUCGAAAAGCCGAAAUUGUUGAGAAGGUUCAAUCACUUGUUGGAUCAAUUUCAGUAGAAGAUUACAAAAUAUGGUUUGGUUUGAUUGAGAACAAAGAAAUGAUGCUCAAUAUGCUCCUUCAGAAACCCUCGAGUGUGCUUGGGAUCGAAUUUGCCCCACUGAACAUUCCGUUGCAGAGAAGACUGCAAACGAUUGCCGUUCUCCAUCAUUUUUUCCUCACCCUUGCAAUCGUGAUUAUGAUGCUGGUGUUGCCCAUUUAUUUGCUAUUCACCUCGUUCUGGUGGCUGAUAUUUGUAUACGCAACUUGGCUUUACUUCGAUUGGGAAAGCCCUCAAAGGGGAGCCUAUCCAUUGAAAUGGUUUCGAGAUAUGCGAGUGCACAAGUAUUUUGCCGACUAUUUCCCAGUGAGAUUGCACAAAACGGCCGAAUUGGAUGGAUCAACGAACUAUUUGGUCGGCUCACAUCCACAUGGGAUCAUCAGUCUUGCAGCUCUUGUUAAUUUCACAUCAAAUGCAACUGGAGUAGACAAGCUGUUUCCAAAUGUUUUCUUUCGAUUGUGCACUCUUGAGGGUCAAUUCUGGACACCAUUUCGACGGGAAUACGCAAUGCUUCACGGUUUCAUUGGAUGCAGCAAAAAGAGCAUCAAUUGGGUGUUGGAAAAUGAGAAGAAAGGAUUGGCGGCGGUUCUGGUGAUUGGUGGCGCUGAAGAGGCUUUAGAUGCUCACCCUGGACACCACACGCUCACGUUGAGCAACAGAAAAGGCUUCAUUCGUUUGGCUAUUGAAAGUGGAGCCUCUCUUGUGCCCUGUUACGCUUUUGGGGAAAACGAUAUUUACACUCAAAUCGAAAAUCCGAAAGGUUCCAAGUUACGAGAAUUUCAAACAUGGGCAAAGCAAAAACUCGGAAUCUCACCUCCAAUCUUUCGCGGUCGAGGCGUUUUCAAUUACACUUUUGGACUCUUACCGUUUAGAAAACCGAUCGACUAUGUUGUGGGAAAUCCGAUAAAAGUUGAGAAAAAUAAGAAUCCUAGCAGAGAAGAGGUGGAUAAGGUUCAUGCUCGAUAUGUAAAAGAACUGGUGGAACUUUUUGAGGCACACAAAACGAAAUAUGGCUGUGAUGAAACGACUAAAUUAGUCAUUCAA
Molecule: messenger RNA, 1383 nt
Organism: Mesorhabditis belari
Lineage: Eukaryota; Metazoa; Nematoda; Chromadorea; Rhabditida; Rhabditidae
Source: the annotation of a GenBank genome assembly